Molecule: messenger RNA, 4154 nt
Organism: Ornithorhynchus anatinus (platypus)
Lineage: Eukaryota; Metazoa; Chordata; Mammalia; Monotremata; Ornithorhynchidae
Gene: RASGRF1
Product: Ras protein specific guanine nucleotide releasing factor 1
Exons: 27
Coding region: 128-3898 (1256 amino acids)
Biological process (GO): Ras protein signal transduction; positive regulation of GTPase activity
Cellular component (GO): plasma membrane
Molecular function (GO): guanyl-nucleotide exchange factor activity; protein binding
Source: RefSeq, a predicted model, not a curated record
UCGGGGAGCGAUGCGGAUGGCUGGGCUCCGGCUCGUCAGCCGGCGGCUGCCCGCAUCCCGGCCCGGCCGGGUGUGAGAGCGUCCAGGGCCGCGGUGGUCCUCGCCGCCCCCCGCUCCUCCGGCCAAGAUGCAGAAGGGUCUGCGGCUCAACGACGGCCACGCCACCUACCUGGGCCUGCUGGCCAAGAAGGACGGGGCCAGACGGGGCUACCUGAGCAAGCGGGGCUCGGACCACACAAAAUGGCACCCCAAGUGGUUCGCGCUGCUGCAGAACAUGCUCUUCUACUUCGACAGCGACUCGAGCUCCAGGCCGGCCGGGGUCUACCUGCUGGAGGGAUGCUCUUGCGAGCGCGCCCCCUCCCCCAAGCCCAACCUCUCCGCCAAAGAGCCCCUCGAGAAGCAGCAUUACUUCACCGUUAACUUCAACCACGACAACCAGAAAGCCCUGGAGCUGAGGACAGAGGAUGCCAAAGACUGUGAUGACUGGGUGGCUGCUAUCGCUCGCGCCAGUUACAGGAACAUGGCCACGGAGCACGAGGCUUUAAUGCAGAAGUACCUCCAUCUACUCCAGAUCGUGGAGACAGAGAAGACGGUUGCCAAGCAACUGAGACAACAGAUCGAGGAUGGAGAGAUGGAGAUAGAGAGACUGAAAUCCGAGAUUGCCUCCUUGCUUAAAGACAAUGAGCGUAUUCACUCAAUUCAGGCUGUGCCUCCCAGUGAUGAAGACAGUGACAUAAAGAAGAUUAAGAAGGUUCAGAGCUUCCUCCGGGGCUGGCUGUGCCGGAGAAAAUGGAAGACGAUCAUCCAGGACUACAUCCGGUCCCCCCACGCCGACAGCAUGCGCAAGAGGAACCAGGUGGUGUUCAGCAUGCUGGAGGCCGAGGCUGAAUAUGUCCAGCAACUGCAUAUCCUGGUCAAUAACUUCCUCCGCCCUCUGAGAAUGGCAGCCAGCUCCAAAAAGCCUCCCAUCACCCACGAUGACGUCAGCAGCAUCUUCUUAAACAGUGAAACCAUCAUGUUUCUGCACCAGAUCUUUUACCAAGGCCUCAAAGCCCGGAUUUCCAGCUGGCCAACUCUGGUCCUGGCCGACCUUUUCGACAUUCUGCUGCCCAUGCUGAAUAUCUACCAGGAGUUUGUGAGAAACCAUCAGUACAGCCUCCAGAUCUUGGCCCACUGUAAGCAGAACCGGGACUUCGACAAGCUCCUGAAGCACUAUGAGGCGAAACCGGACUGUGAGGAGCGCACCCUGGAGACCUUCCUCACCUAUCCAAUGUUCCAGAUCCCCAGGUAUAUCUUGACGCUGCACGAGCUGCUAGCGCACACCCCCCACGAGCACGUGGAGAGGAACAGCUUGGACUACGCCAAGUCGAAGCUGGAGGAACUGUCCAGGAUAAUGCACGACGAGGUGAGCGAGACGGAAAACAUUCGGAAAAACCUGGCCAUUGAACGGAUGAUCAUCGAAGGCUGCGAGAUCCUCCUGGACACCAGCCAGACAUUUGUUCGACAAGGUUCCCUCAUCCAGGUGCCCAUGUCGGAGAAAGGGAAGAUCACCAGGGGCCGUCUGGGCUCUCUGUCCCUGAAGAAAGAGGGGGAACGUCAAUGCUUCCUCUUCUCCAAGCACUUAAUCAUCUGUACCCGAGGAUCUGGGGGCAAGUUGCAUUUAACGAAGAAUGGUGUGAUAUCCCUGAUCGACUGCACCUUAAUGGAAGAUCCGGAGAGCACAGACGAGGAAACUAAAGCGUCGGGACAAGACAUCGACCAUCUGGACUUUAAGAUUGUUGUGGAGCCCAAAGACUCCCCGUCUUUCACCGUUAUCCUCGUGGCCUCAUCCAGACAGGAGAAGGCGGCCUGGACCAGCGACAUUAGCCAGUGUGUUGACAACAUCCGCUGCAACGGACUCAUGAUGAAUGCUUUUGAGGAAAACUCCAAAGUCACGGUGCCCCAGAUGAUCAAGUCCGACGCCUCCCUUUACUGCGAUGACGUGGAUAUCCGCUUCAGCAAAACGAUGAACUCGUGCAAGGUCCUGCAGAUCCGCUACGCCAGCGUGGGCCGGCUGCUGGAGCGUCUCACCGACCUGCGUUUCCUGAGCAUCGACUUCCUCAACACCUUCCUGCACUCCUACCGGGUCUUCACCACCGCCGUCGUCGUCCUCGACAAGCUCAUCACCAUCUACAAGAAGCCCAUCAGCGCCAUCCCGGCCCGGUCCCUGGAGCUCUUGUUUGCAAGCGGUCAAAACAACAAACUCCUGUACGGAGAGCCUCCUAAGUCGCCGAGAGCUAACCGGAAAUUCUCUUCCCCUCCGCCUCUGUCCAUUACCAAGUCAUCUUCACCAAGCAGAAGAAGAAAGCUUUCCUUAAACAUCCCCAUCAUCACCGGAGGGAAGGCCCUGGAUCUGGCGGCUUUGAGCUGCUCCUCUAACGGCUAUGCGAGCAUACACUCUUCCAUGUCGCCCUUUAGUAAGACGGCUUGGGAUAUCAGCAAACUCUACGUGUCCAGUAGCUAUCCCAACAAGAUGGCGGACGACGGGGAGGGCACCGCCGAGAAAACCGAAGAGUCGACACUCAACAAACAGAGCUCAGAAGUCUCCGUGAGAGAAGAAUCGGACACGGAUCCAAACCAGAGUGACGAAGCUGAUACCGAGACUUCUCCGACCAAAUCUCCCACCACCCCCAAAUCUGUCAAAAGCAGAAAUUCUUCAGAAUUCUCCCUGUUCUCUUACAACAACGGGGUGGUGAUGACAUCUUGUCGAGACCUGGACAGCACCCGCAGUGCCCUGUCAGCCGCCUCGGCCUUCGCCAUCGCAACUGCGGGGGCCAAUGAGAGCGCCCCGAACAAGGAGAAAUACCGGAGGUUGUCCCUGGCCAGUGCAGGGUUCCCUCCCGACCAGAGGAACGGAGAUAAGGAGUUUGUCAUCAGGCGGGCAGCCACCAACCGGGUCCUGAACGUUCUGCGUCACUGGGUCUCCAAGCACUCGCAGGAUUUUGAAACCAAUGAUGAACUCAAGUUCAAAGUCAUCAGUUUCCUGGAAGAAGUGAUUCAUGACCCGGAGCUGUUGACCCAGGAGAGAAAAGCAGCCGCCAACAUCAUAAGGACUCUGACCCAGGAUGACCCCGGAGACAAUCAGAUCACGCUGGAGGAGGUCUUGCAGAUGGCCGAAGGGGUGAAAGCUGAGCCUUUCGAGAACCACUCCGCCUUGGAAAUAGCCGAGCAGCUGACGCUACUGGACCACCUCGUCUUUAAGAAGAUCCCGUACGAGGAGUUUUUCGGCCAAGGCUGGAUGAAGCUGGAGAAGAAUGAAAGGACUCCUUAUAUCAUGAAAACCACAAAGCACUUUAAUGAUAUCAGUAACUUGAUAGCUUCAGAAAUCCUCCGCAGCGAGGAUGUAAAUGCCCGGGUCUGUGCGGUUGAGAAGUGGGCGGCUGUGGCUGACAUCUGCCGGUGCCUGCACAACUACAACGCCGUCCUGGAGAUCACCUCCUCCAUGAAUCGCAGUGCCAUCUUCCGCCUGAAGAAGACGUGGCUGAAAGUCUCCAAGCAGACAAAAGCUUUGAUUGAUAAGCUCCAAAAACUUGUGUCGUCAGAAGGCAGAUUUAAGAACCUGAGAGAAGCUCUGAAAAAUUGUGACCCGCCUUGCGUCCCCUACCUUGGAAUGUACCUCACCGAUCUGGCAUUCAUCGAAGAAGGCACCCCCAAUUACACCGAGGAUGGCUUGGUCAACUUCUCCAAAAUGAGAAUGAUCUCCCACAUUAUCAGAGAGAUCCGUCAGUUUCAGCAGACUGCCUACAAAAUAGAGCACCAGGCCAAGGUGACCCAGUACUUGCUGGACCAAUCCUUCGUAAUGGACGAAGAAACGCUCUACGAAUCCUCUCUUCGAAUAGAGCCGAAACUCCCCACCUGAGGCCCAGCCGUUCACCUCGGGCCCCAGUGUAUACAUCUAUAUCAUAGUGUACAUACCCGCUCUGUUUCUCUGACACCCCUAGGUUCACCCCCGCCCCCCACACCGCGUGUUUCUCAAAGAAAAAGAAGACCAUUCUCGUCCUAGGUUUGCCGUCGGGCCAGACUACGGAUUGCUGUGUACUGUUUAAGGUUUCACCCAUCCGACACUGUUUCUUGGCUGCGCCUGUUUCUUUUUAAACGGUUGUGCUAUUCUGUUC